UACUUUAGUAACUAAUCAGUACUCCCCAUUGAGCAGUAAAGCCAGUCAAAGAUUCAGAUUCGCUUUCAUGCUUACUAGAGUGCAUCUUGAAGUGAAACAGCGCAGUGCGAGCUUCAAACAAGAUUAGGCGUUAUUAUUGUUAAUAAUAGUUAUAGACAAAAUACCGGAUAUUCGUCAAUGACAAUGUUUUGCCCCGCAAAAUUUUGUAUAUUGCUGUUCGCAGUGAAAUUCGCUUCGGGAUUAGAAUUCGAGGAGUUCAUCAGAUGGAAACAAGUUGCAUAUGAGUCGAUCCCGGAUGCAUCUUAUCUUACACCUGACUUUGUUUUUCCUGAAUACGCGGCUGUUCCUGGCGAUGACUCCUACAUACCAUAUAAUAACGUACCGCAAGGAGUAAAUCACUACAAGGGAAGAUUAUUCAUAACCAUGCCGCGACGCAGCCCUGGGGUACCGUCAACCCUCAACUACAUCGAUCUUAAACAGACGAAAGCAGGAGAUAGCCCCAGACUAAAAUCGUAUCCAAACGCUGAGAUAAAUAGUCUACGCAGUACCCUCAAACCUGGACAAAAAAGGCUUAUUUCUGUUUACAGGACGCGUCUAGAUCCCUGCCACAGGCUUUGGUUUGUAGACACAGGCAUGUUGGAAUACCCAAAUAAUAGAACUCAAGUUCAACGACCAUCAAUAUGGAUAAUGAAUCUACUAACCGACGAAGUCAUAAGCAGAUAUGAGGUCCCAGAAAGCAUCGUUGUAGAAGGAAGAGGUUUAGUCAGUAUCACACCAGACAUCACAAAGGGAAAGUGUGAUGAAGCUUACGGUUAUAUUCCUGAUUUAGUGCAGCCGGCAUUACAUGUUUAUAGCCUAAAAGACAAUCGAAUGUGGACAUUCCGACAUAAUUAUUUCUAUUUUGAUCCACAAUCGGGCGAUUACAACAUAGCUGGGCAACAAUUUCAAUGGAGAGAUGGAAUCUUUUCGAUCACGCUCGGAGACGAAAACAAAGAAGGCUUUCGGGAUGCUUAUUUUCACCCACUUUCCAGCACUUCCGAGUUUGCGGUUUCUACGAAAGUUCUACGCAAUGAAACAAACGCUAGAAGACCACACCAAGGAGAAGAUUUCAAGCUUUUAGGUGCUCGAGGGAAAGACAUGGAAUCUUCUGUUCACGUUUAUGAUCCUCAUACGAAAGUUUUAUUCUAUGCGCAGAUAGCACUCAGCGGAAUAGGAUGCUGGAACACCCAGAAAAGAUUUGCAAGUCAGAACCAUCAUCUAAUUCAUCAAAAUCUACAAACUAUGAUUUAUCCAAGUGAUAUAACUGUUGAUAUGGAUGGCACCCUCUGGGCAAUGACAAAUUCUAUGCCAGUUUUUAUCUAUUCAAAGCUAGAUACGAAUCAAUACAAUUUCCGUGUGUGGCGACAAGAAGCUGGAAAAGCUAUUCAAGGCACAGGAUGUGCAUUAUAAUUUAGUAAAACAGGUCAAAAGAUGGGAAAACAAUGAAAUUAAGAAUGUACUUUUUAUGAAUAUCACUUUUGCAUAAACUGG
This is a messenger RNA of Hermetia illucens (black soldier fly), 1530 nucleotides long. RefSeq names its product L-dopachrome tautomerase yellow-f2-like. Gene Ontology annotation, cellular component: extracellular region. The record is from RefSeq and is a predicted model, not a curated record. The transcript has 8 exons. NCBI's taxonomy places the organism in Eukaryota, Metazoa, Arthropoda, Insecta, Diptera, Stratiomyidae. Bases 178 to 1449 code for a protein of 423 amino acids.